GUCUUUCCGGUUCUGCCAUUUUGCGGUUGCGGAUCGGUCUCGAGCUGCUGGUGCGUUUCUUACCGAACACCGAUAAUAAAGUCUAAUAAAGAUAAUAAAACCCAGUUAAACCGGUAAAAUGUCAGAUUUUGACAGCAACCCCUUCGCGGACCCGGACUUCAGCAACCCGUUUCAGGAUCCAUCUGUGACACAAGUAACGCGGACUGCCCCACCUGGCCUGGAGGAGUAUAACCCUUUCACAGACACAAAGCCGGUCCCGCCAGGCUCCGCCCCUAAAUCAGUCCCGCCCACAGCCAACACACAGCCGGCCAUCAUGAAACCCACCGAAGAACCGCCAGCUUACACUCAACCUCAGCAGACACAGGAUCAGGUGCGAGCCCAGGCGGAGUUAUUGAGGAGACAGGAGGAGCUGGAGAGAAAAGCCGCUGAGCUGGACCGCAGGGAGAGGGAGAUGCAGUCUCUCAGCUCAUCAGGAGGGAGGAAAAACAACUGGCCGCCCCUUCCAGAGAAGUUUCCGGUGGGUCCGUGUUUCUAUCAUGACAUAUCAGUGGACAUCCCUGUGGAGUACCAGAAAACCGUCAAGAUCAUGUACUAUCUGUGGAUGUUCCACACAGGGACGCUGUUUGCCAAUAUAUUUGGCUGUUUGUCGUGGUUCUGUGUAGAUGCGUCGAGGGGAGUGGAUUUUGGUCUGGCCAUAUCCAUUGUUUAUGUUUGUAGUGGCUGGAUCUCAGCGCUGACCGGGCUGAACACAAGUAUUCCCGUCGGCAUCAUCAUGAUCCUGAUUGCUGCCCUCUUCACUGCGUCGGCUGUCAUCUCUCUCAUCAUGUUUAAAAAGGUUCAUGCGCUGUACCGAACCACCGGCGCCAGUUUCGAGAAGGCGCAGCAGGAGUUCGCCACAGGCGUCAUGGCCAACAAAACGGUGCAAACCGCCACUGCUAACGCCGCCUCCUCUGCUGCCCGGGGAGCCUUCAAAGAGCAGAUCUGAUUGGUCCAGAGAACUCCGACUCCGCCCAUGCUACUUUGACCCCGCCCUCCGCAUUCCGCCUAACUGUCUUUACAGCCAAUCAUCAGCUCUGACUGGCUGUUCAAGACCACACCCACUCUCUUUAACUUAAUGCACUCCUGUGACUGAGACCCCGCCCACAGCCCCUCCCCUCCUGUCAAUCAGCAGGUGUGCUCACCUGUUCUUUAGUUGGAGUGAGUGUGUGUGUGUGUGUGUGUGUGUGUGUGUGUGGAACGCCUGUCUGUGAGUAAACAGCCUAAAGAUUCACUUUAUAUGUUCACAUCACUGUUGGGUGUCAGUUUGUCCCUGUUAAACAACAGGAAGUGAUGUCAUCCAGUGUCCUUUUAUGGGAUCCAAGGAAAAAAGAAUGGUUAUGCCCUCACAGGUCUGUCUUACCGAUCAUCUCCGCUUAAACACUCGUAAAAUCACAUGUCCAGGUCACAAUUAACCUCAAAAUUGAAAAAAAAACAACAUUUACCAUAUUUUCUCUCAUUUUUUUGGACAGUUGAGCACAUUUAAAAACUGAUUAAAAUCAGUUUUGCGUUACAUUCAGCUUAAUUGUCACGAAAACGUCAUAAUGCAAAUGCCAUGUACGUGAAAUAAUUUUUUGCAUUACAAAAUGUUUGCUUUUCUGUAGAUUUUGGGGUAUAACAUGACAUUUUGCAUGCAAAAAUACACUUUUCUUUGGAUUUUGGGGCAUAAUAUGACCUUUUGUGUGACAAAAUGUGGCUUUUCAUUGGAUUUUGGGGUAUACCAUGACAUUUUGCAUAAAUAUUUGGCUCAUCUUUGGCUACAACCUUUUGCAAAAACAAAAUUUGGCUUUUCUUUCAAUUUUAGGGUAUAAUACAACCUUUUGUGUAACAAAAUUUGCCAAUUUAUUGGAUUUCGAACUAAAACGUGACAUUUUGCAUUAAAAAUGGUCACUUUUCUUUGGAUUUUGGGAUAUAACAUGAUAUUUUGCAUAAAAAACGAUAGACUUUUCUUUGGAUUUUGUGGUGUAAUAUGACCUUUUCAAGGUGCGAUUCGCUCCCAACUAUCAUUAUAAACGCUUCAUCCUGCAAAUGAGCCAUCAGUAUACAAAGACGUCCAUCAGAUGUGACCGUAAACGCUCCACCCGCAACUCAGAGGGUCUCUUUACCUGUAAAUAUAUAAAUAUGUAUAUAUUAAACCUGUAUGAUGACAUAAAGUAUUGACUGAUUUUAAACACAUGAAUGUUUUUGGGGCUUUCUGGUUUCUUUUAGUUCUUUCUAAUAGAGUUGUUUUGGAAUGGAAACUAAUUCUUAAAAGCGUGAACCACUCAGGAUACGUUCCUACACAUGCAUGGAAAGCUUGCCGAGCUCUCUAUAGGAUAAACUGGAAAACACUUUUAAAUCACAAUGAAAAUCUGUGCAUCGCCCGCGAACAUCGCUAACGACACGUGGCAUUUGUCCUGCAGAUGUGUGUAAGACUGUGCCGUGUUGGGCCGUCUUGAUGUUGGAUCCUGAAUUGCAUUGUCCGUCGUUAUUUGUCGGUUUGUGAUUUGAAGCAUAGAGCUUUUUAAAUGAUGUUUGUUUUCCUCUUUUUAUCGACUGGAGCAGAGAACCUUGUAGCCUUGGUUACUGUCGCCAAGAGACAGCCAAGUUUUGCAAUUAUGGGAUAUGCAUCAAGAUGCAAAUUGAUCUUAACCUUUCAGCAACACUCUGUGUGUGUGUGUGUGUGUGUGUGUGUGUGAGAGUGUGUGUGAGAGAACAAACUGUGUUCAUCACCUAUUUUCAGUAUUGAGUUUGUUUGAAGUCUUUUUAAUUUAUAACUUUAAAGAAGUAGAUCACC
Messenger RNA from Sinocyclocheilus anshuiensis, 2812 nucleotides. RefSeq names its product secretory carrier membrane protein 1 (gene scamp1). Gene Ontology annotation, biological process: protein transport. The transcript is spliced from 8 exons. The coding region runs from base 119 to 985 and encodes 288 amino acids. Lineage: Eukaryota; Metazoa; Chordata; Actinopteri; Cypriniformes; Cyprinidae. The record is from RefSeq and is a predicted model, not a curated record. Gene Ontology annotation, cellular component: recycling endosome membrane; trans-Golgi network membrane.